GAAGAGUUUGGAUUUCAACUUCAUGCUAACCAAACUAUUGGACAUUACAUUGGAAUAGUUUAUGCAGGGAGUAUUGGUGAAACAGCUGGGCUUAAAACCGGGGAACGAAUUGUCGGAGUAAAUGGGCAACUGAUUUAUCCAACUAAUACACAUAAAGAAGUUGUUCCUCUGAUGAAACAAAAUGCAAUGAAAACAACACUUUUGGAAGUACACUAAGAAACAUAAUCUAGCUUAUACGUGGAGUGAAGCUAAGAAAUUUCCCGUUCGUAGAGAUGCUUCAGAACACUCAUUCGAUGCUAUUGGUUCCACUUUGUUUCAUCCUGAUUAA
This is a messenger RNA of Caenorhabditis elegans, 328 nucleotides long. NCBI's taxonomy places the organism in Eukaryota, Metazoa, Nematoda, Chromadorea, Rhabditida, Rhabditidae. The record is from the annotation of a RefSeq genome assembly.